GGCUUUAGCAUUCACGUAAUUCACCGGGGCUGGGCGCGCGGUACUCCUCGGUGUCUACGGCGCGCCCUCCCCUCUCCCGCUCCCUCUCCUGCUUCCCGGCUCGAGCAUUUCGGUAGCCGUCAGCUAGCGGCUGAAUAGCUCGCAGCAGGGAACGGAAGUCGGUCCGUAAGGUGGAGCACGCACAGGGGAGAGGAGGGAGAGAGGAGGGAGAGAGGAGGAGACGACGACGACGGAGUCACGCACUGUCACUGAAAGAGGAGGCGCAGCCGGACAGAGAACUGAGAGAAGAGGGAGCCUUCCUGCCACAGGUUUGGCUUUCUCUGUUCAUCAUGGCAGACAACGUGAAUGGUUCGCUUGCGGCUCCGCUCGUUGUGGGCGGUGUGAAGGUCGUUCCUCAUCAUGAAAACUAUGGGGAUAUCCAUCCGCCGGUGAGAGCGAAGAACAUCGAGGAGCUUCACUCUCUUCAGAAGACAUCGCCUUUCAUCUCGUCUUCUCAAGCUGCUCUGGCGUCGCAGUCCAUCAGCAGCUCGUUGGCCUCGAUCUCCCACGGCAAGCAAGGCCCUCAUGUGGCCACGUCCGGCAAGAUCGUCCAUCACCUCCGGCCCAUACUUAGCGACAGUGAGCUGAAGGUGACCCAAGUGCUGCACAACCUGUCUCCCGCGGAGCUGUACGAGGAGGCGAUCAAGUACGAGACGGGGUCGUACAUCACUUCGACGGGCGCCCUGGGCACUCUCUCGGGAGCCAAGACCGGUCGUUCGCCCAGGGACAAGCGCGUCGUCAGGGAGGAUCUCACCUCCGACGACCUCUGGUGGGGUGAGGGGUCGCCGAACAUUGAGAUGGACGAGGAGACGUUCUUGAUUAACCGCGAGAGAGCUGUCGAUUACCUCAACUCGUUGGACAAGGUGUACGUGAACGACCAGUUCCUCAACUGGGACCCGAAGAACAGAAUCAAGGUGCGCAUCAUCACUGCACGGCCGUACCAUUCGCUCUUCAUGUACAACAUGUGCAUUCGGCCGACGCCUGAGGAGCUGCGGGACUUCGGCGAGCCGGACUUCACGAUCUAUAACGCCGGCAAGUUCCCUUGCAACCGCUUCACCAACUACAUGACGUCGUCCACCACGAUCAACAUCCAUCUGAAGAGGAGAGAGAUGGUCAUUCUGGGCACGCAGUACGCCGGCGAGAUGAAGAAGGGGCUGUUCGGGCUGAUGAACUACCUGAUGCCGAAGAGGGGUAUCUUGUCCCUGCACUCGGGGUGCAACGUGUCCAAGGACGGCAAGGUGUCGCUCUUCUUCGGGCUGUCGGGCACGGGCAAGACCACUUUGUCGGCGGAUCCGAACAGGUUCCUCAUCGGCGACGACGAGCACUGCUGGAGCGACGACGGAGUGUCGAACAUCGAGGGAGGAUGCUACGCCAAGUGCAUCGACCUGUCCAAGGAGAAGGAGCCGGACAUCUGGAACGCGAUCCGCUACGGCACGGUCCUGGAGAACGUGGUGUUCGACGAGCACACGCGGGUGGUGGACUUCACCGACAAGUCGGUGACCGAGAACACCCGGGCGUCCUAUCCCAUCGAGCACAUCGCUAACGCCAAGAUUCCGUGCGUUGGCCCGCACCCGAACAACGUCAUCCUUCUGACGUGCGACGCCUUUGGCGUGUUGCCGCCUGUGAGCAGGCUGACGCUGGCGCAGACCAUGUACCACUUCAUGAGCGGCUACACGGCGCUCGUGGCCGGCACGGAAGAAGGCGUGAAGGAGCCCAAGGCGACCUUCUCCGCGUGUUUCGGCGCCGCGUUCAUCAUGUGGCAUCCGGCCAAGUACGCCUCCAUGCUGGCGGAGAAGAUGCAGCAGCACGGCGCGACGGCGUGGCUCGUCAACACCGGCUGGGUCGCAGGAAGCUACGGCACCGGCUACAGGAUGCGCCUGUCCCACACGCGCAAGAUCGUCGAUGCCAUUCACGACGGAUCCCUGCUGCAUGCAAAGUACCGCAGGACGGAGGUGUUCAACCUCGCCGUCCCGGAUCAUGUCCACGGUGUACCGGACGAGGUGCUGAUCCCGCAGAAUAUGUGGGCAGACAAGCGCUUAUACGACAGCACCCUCAGGAAGGUCGCCGGGCUUUUCAAGACCAACUUUCUCAAGUUUGAAGACUACACUGUCGGGGGCGACAAGAAGCUCACUCAGGAAAUAUUGUCGGCCGGGCCACAGAUCUAGAGGGGGGGGGGGCUUCAGAUCCCGACGAAUGGUAUGAGCCUCUGAGGCAUGGAAUCCCGGUACGUAAACGGCCAGAGCAAGAGUCUCAGAGCGAGGCGAGCGUGGGUGACAUGCAUUCCCACUCCGUAGAAAGCUGGAUGGGUGGUCGCACGUGACACGUGGGGAGCUCGCCUGCUCUCUCCCAUUGUGUCGUCGUCUUCACACCCUUUGCACUACACACAUAUCACGCACGGCCCCAUCGGUGGCGGGGGCUCGCACAUUUGACGUAUCGUCGUGUCUUGCCAACCGGGGACUUACAGGGUCCCAGUUUGUGGAGCGACGGCUAGACUCGCGAGAGCUUGCGCAGAGCAUCAAAUUUCAAAGAAUCAAAGGCUCAACAAUUCGCUUCGCGGUGCAGGUGCUGCUUUUUCUGUGGACAAAUUUCUGCCAACCGUCGAUUCUGUAACUGUAUAGUAUCUUUUUUUCUAAACUUUAAGUUGUUUUAUAUCUUGCUCCUGUUCUGCAGAGCUAUUUUCCUUCCACUUCGAAUGCCACUUAAAAAUUCUUUCUGAUCAACGCGUUAGUGAUCUUGGGUGAAGUAGUACCCGUUGGGCCGUUGGAGGUGGUUGGCGCUCUGGGAGUUAAAUACUGGCACACAUUGUUCGUUUCCCGAGAAAUGGACUGUAUUAUCCUCGGCGCCCCUUUUCGAAGUGUGAUUUCUUGUUGUAACCCCCCGCCCGUUUGUCUUUUUUUCUUCCGUCUUCGUACUCCUCCUCCUCCUCCUCCUCCUCCUCCUCUUUCGUCUUGUUCUGGAUUCUUCUUCUUCUUCUUCUUCUUCUUCUUCUUCUUCUUCUUCUUCUUCUUCUCUUUUUUGUUCUCUUCUUCCUUUAUGGAAGGAUUGGUCUGAUUGGUCAUGAAACUAGCUUCUUCUUCUCCUCCGUGUAUGACUUUUUCUUCUUCAUUUGUGCAAGGAUUGGUUAUGAAAACUAUCUCUGGGCUUCUCCGACGAUUCUGUCUGGGCUUCCUGUUCAUUGCGACCUUUUCUUAUUGCUCUCUUGGCGAGGGAUUAUCCAGAAGGACCAGAAGUCUGUCCUCUUUAUUCUGCAGGCUCUCUGUUUGUAUACUGGUUGACGUCAACUGUUUUACCUCUUUCGCG
This is a messenger RNA of Chara braunii, 3339 nucleotides long. The record is from the annotation of a GenBank genome assembly. Lineage: Eukaryota; Viridiplantae; Streptophyta; Charophyceae; Charales; Characeae.